UGUCUCUCUAUAGUUUCUAACGCCCCCCUCUCUCCAUGCAUCACACCUUCGCCCCCUUUAUAAACCCCAUCACUCCCUUUCCCUCACAAACACAUCCCUUUCACUUUCACUUUCUCCCCCUCUCUCUCUCUCUGCAACUCAUUAUCAUGGUGGUGCUAUCUCAGCCGAUUGUCGAUGGCAAUCUGGCCCACAUCAAGACAUGCAAGGCGGCCGCGAACGCCGUCGCCAUCCCCGUCGUCGACCUCUCGGAAUCCGGCGCCAAAACCGUCAUCGCGGACGCCUGCAGAGACCUCGGCUUCUUCAAGGUGAUCAACCACAGAAUCUCCAUGGAUUUCCUGGCCGACAUGGAGGCGGAGGCCAUGAAGUUCUUCAAACUGGCGCCGCAGGAGAAGGCGCAAUUCGGGCCCCCGAACCCCUUCGGCUACGGCAGCAAGGUCAUCGGCCCCAACGGCGACGUCGGGUGGGUCGAGUACCUCCUCUUCUCCACCAACCCCGACCUCAUCUCCCGCAACCCUAACUUCGCCGCGCCGGGGAUCUCCCAAACAUUAUGGGAGAUGGUGAGCGAGUACGUAUCGGCGGUGCGGGAGAUGGCGUGCUCGGUGCUGGAGAUGAUCGCGGAGGAGCUGGAGAUGGAGGCGCGGGAGGCGCUGAGCCGGCUGAUCAGCGACGAGAGGAGCGACUCGUGCUUCCGCGUGAACCACUACCCAGCCUGCCCGGAGCUGCAGGCAUUGAGCGGUCGGAGCCUGAUCGGCUUCGGGGAACACACGGACCCACAAAUAAUAUCCGUUUUGAGGUCCAACAACGCGUCAGGCCUGCAAAUCUGCGACGCCGAUGCCACGUGGCUCUCUGUCCCACCCGAUCACACCACGUUUUUCUUCAUCGUUGGGGAUUCGCUGCAGGUGAUGACUAACGGGAGGUUCCGGAGCGUGAAGCACAGGGUGUUGGCGGACAGCCGGAAAUCGCGAGUGUCGAUGAUAUACUUCGGGGGGCCGCCGCUGACGGAGAAGAUAACGCCGUUAGCGGGGGUGAUGGAGGAAGGGGAGGAGAGUUUGUAUAAGGAAUUCACGUGGUGUGAAUACAAGAAGUCAGCCUACAAGACAAGGUUGGGUGACAAUAGGCUAAGCCUUUUUGAGAAGUCUGCUACUGCUGCUGCCACUGCCGCUGCUGCCCAAUAGAUAGAUUUCCUCUCUCUCUCUCUUAAUUUAUUUUAAUUUUAAUUUUUGCAUAGUAUUAGUAUAGUAUAGUAGUAGUAAAUAGUAAAUAUAUGUGUGGUCAAAACCUUGGAAUCCCAACUCUGAUGAGAAUUGAGAAUUGAGGUUGGUUGACUAGAGCGAAAGUGGAGAUUCGGAUUAGGAUAGGUUCAAUUCAAUUCUCCUUUUUUUUCCUUUUUUUUUUUAAUUUAGUUUUGUAACAUUUUUAUUUCGUCACCUAACUUCUCGUUUUGUGUUUAAUAGUAACAACUACCGCAUUCCCUUUUGUAUUAAAUGAGAAAUUGUCAUCUAUCUCGACUGUA
Messenger RNA from Salvia miltiorrhiza (redroot sage), 1513 nucleotides. RefSeq names its product gibberellin 2-beta-dioxygenase-like. NCBI's taxonomy places the organism in Eukaryota, Viridiplantae, Streptophyta, Magnoliopsida, Lamiales, Lamiaceae. Gene Ontology annotation, biological process: response to light stimulus; gibberellin catabolic process. Bases 36 to 1175 code for a protein of 379 amino acids. The transcript is spliced from 3 exons. The record is from RefSeq and is a predicted model, not a curated record.